GCUCGUCGCGCCUGCGCACAGCGUCGCCGCUGCCACGCCUCCGGUUCCGCUCUUCCCCGGAGCCGGACCGAAUGGGCUUCCUGGACGCCGUCCGCGGUGACGAGUAGGCGAUUCCUCAGCGCCCGGAGCUCCGUUGACUCUUCCUCCUUCGGCCAGAAACCCUCCUUCUGAUCCUGCGCGAGAGGAGGGGGGGUGGGGGUCUCUGAGGGGAGCGGCGAGCCCGCCGGCCCCGGUCUCUUUCCCUGGCGGCGGCGGCUUCUUCCGUAGGACAAUAUGUUCAAGAGAAUGGCCGAAUUUGGGCCUGACUCCGGCGGGAGAGUGAAGGGGGUUACUAUUGUUAAACCAAUAGUUUAUGGUAAUGUUGCCCGAUAUUUUGGAAAGAAAAGAGAAGAGGAUGGGCACACCCAUCAGUGGACAGUGUAUGUAAAACCAUAUAGAAAUGAGGAUAUGUCAGCAUAUGUGAAGAAAAUCCAAUUCAAAUUACAUGAAAGCUAUGGCAAUCCUUUAAGAGUUGUUACUAAGCCUCCAUAUGAAAUUACUGAAACGGGAUGGGGUGAAUUUGAAAUAAUCAUCAAAAUAUUUUUCAUUGAUCCUAAUGAAAGACCUGUAACCCUGUAUCAUUUAUUAAAGUUGUUUCAAUCAGACACCAAUGCAAUGCUGGGAAAAAAGACAGUGGUUUCAGAGUUUUAUGAUGAAAUGAUAUUUCAAGACCCAACAGCAAUGAUGCAACAACUAUUAACCACAUCUCGUCAGCUUACCUUAGGCGCCUAUAAGCAUGAAACAGAAUUUGCAGAACUUGAAGUGAAAACCAGAGAAAAAUUAGAAGCUGCGAAAAAAAAAACAAGCUUUGAAAUUGCAGAGCUUAAAGAGAGAUUAAAAGCAAGUCGUGAAACUAUAAAUUGUUUAAAAAAUGAAAUCAGGAAACUCGAAGAAGAUGAUCAGACAAAAGAAAUAUAAAUGGUUCUGAAGAGAAUUCGAUAGUAAGCAAAAUGAAAAAUAAGGUGCACUGUAAAGGACAGAUGGAUUGCGAAUGCUGCCAUGUUUCUUAGGGAAACUGCACAUACAGUUGUCGACCAUAGAUUUCUCAGCAAUGGGGUCAAAGUAUUUGUACUUUACAAGCAAUCUUUAAUGUGAAAUGUGUGUGUAUAAUAACAAUGAAUGCUGUAUAGGCAUUUUAUCAACCCAUUUCCAGGUAGUUCUGUGAUAUUAAGCACAAUUUUAAAACAUUUUUAUUGCAUUGUAUGUAUAGAUUAUCCUUUUGACAGGCGUCAAAAUUUCAUUAUAAAGUAUAACGUACAAAUUUUGUACUUCCCUAGUAGUUAGAAUUCUUGGUAAAGUUAAUGUGUCUACUUAAUUUCUUAAGUUCUUACCUGCCCCCUUCCCAACUCUUUUGUAUCUGAUGUGCCCAGUGCCCAGUAAGCACUCAAUAAAUGCAGUUUACAGAUGA
Molecule: messenger RNA, 1447 nt
Organism: Hippopotamus amphibius kiboko
Lineage: Eukaryota; Metazoa; Chordata; Mammalia; Artiodactyla; Hippopotamidae
Gene: YEATS4
Product: YEATS domain containing 4
Exons: 7
Coding region: 274-957 (227 amino acids)
Biological process (GO): regulation of DNA-templated transcription
Source: RefSeq, a predicted model, not a curated record